GGGAAAUCCUGGUGCUGGGGCUGACGUUGUGAGGGAUCCACCGUGCAUCCUGCCCCCGUCGGAGGCCCUGGGAUCGGCUCCUGGAAAUCGGCCUUUGCUGCGCUCGAGCUGAUUUCACUGCUAGGUUAUAAAGUGUACUUCAAUAAGCCAUCUCCGGUGGAUAUGGUACAUUGAGAGAAGACAGAUCAGUUAAGGUGUCUACAGACUGCAUCAAUAUGGACGGCCACAAUUACCAAUAUUCUAGGGAGUUCUAUGACAGAUAUGCCCAAGGCCAGGAAAAAUCUGUGGUAAACAAAAUGCAACAGAAAUACUGGAAAACAAAGCAGACUUUUAUCAAGGUCACCGGGAAGAAAGAAGAUGAACAUGUCGUGGCCUCUGAUUCCGAUUUGGACGCCAAACUAGAGCUUUUUCAUUCCAUUCAGAGAACUUGCAUGGAGUUGCUGAAAGUCAUUGAACAAUAUCAAAAGCGUAUUUGCUUUUUAUCUCAAGAGGAAAAUGAAUUGGGGAAGUUUCUCCGUGCCCAAGGAUCCCAAGAUAAAACAAGGGCUGGGAAAAUUAUGCAGGCCUCAGGAAAGGCCCUCUGCUUUUCAUCUCAGCAACGGCUGUCUUUGAGAACGCCUUUAUCUAGACUGCAUCAAGAGGUGGAGACGUUCAGAUACCGGGCUAUCUCUGACACUUGGCUGACAGUUAACCGAAUGGAGCAGUCUAGGACAGAAUAUCGUGGAGUUUUACUUUGGAUGAAAGAUGUCUCCCAAGAAUUGGACCCUGAUAUUUAUAAGCAGAUGGAAAAAUUUCGAAAGGUUCAGGCUCAAGUACGUCAUUCUAAAGCCACCUUUGACAGACUGAAAACGGACGUGUGUGAGAAAGUAGACCUUCUAAGAGCCAGCAGAUGCAACCUCUUGUCUCAUGUUUUGACAACCUACCAGACAACAUUACUCCACUUUUGGGAAAAAACCUCUCACACCAUGGCAGCAAUUCAUGAAAGUUUCAAAGGUUACCAGCCAUAUGAAUUCACCACAAUCAAGAGCCUGCAGUUCACCCUGGACAAACCCAGUAAGGAAACCAAGAAUACAACAAAUCUACAAGAAGAUACAUCAAAGAACAAUGAUCAACUAAUUUCAUUAGAUGACGAUCAGCAGAAUAAUGAAUUUGGGUCAUCAGCUGAACCAAGUAAAGGAAAUCCUGUAAGCCCAAUGUUAUUUGAAGGGUCCUUAGAUGAUUUGUUGGAUCUGAAACCUGACGAGAAAUUUUCAUAUGAAGAAAGUGCGAGUUCAAGGGAGCCACUUGAUGGAAACUUUGGUGAUAAGGAUGACAUGCAGCUUCUCAAUGAAAUUCUAAGUGCUUCUUCUUUGGAAAGUGGAGACCUGGGUAAAGAAUGGACUGCUGUGUUUGGCGAGCCUCUGUUUGGUGCUCAACCAAUGAGCCCAGAAGCUGAAGAGAAGGACCAUGGUGCCGAUUCAUCAUCUGGCUUCCUCCCUUCACAGCUUUUAGACCAAGACCUGCUCGCUCUACAGUCUUCAUUGCAGGGUUGGACUGCCAGCGGUGGGAUAUCUCCACCAACCUCUCAGUCUGCUCUUCCAUCAAGCUACCUCAGUACGAAUAUUAGCAAGACUCUGGCAAAGGAGAACACAAAAACAACAAAAGAUCUGAGUAGUUGGUACAAUCUCUUUGCUGAUCUGGAUCCAUUAUCCAACCCAGACGCCGUUGGGAAAACCGACAAGGAACAUGAACUGCUCAAUGCGUAACAAAACUCUCUCGUAGGCUUGUUUCAAUGGAUUAAUACAUUUGCUGUUGGGGGGGGGGUUACAUUUUAUGGAAGUGCCACUACUUAUCUUUUCUACCAAUAAAAUUGUUGUUUUUCUUGUUGUAAAUUAUAAAUAAUAUAUAAUAUAUCUGAUUUACUGUACUUGCCAAAAACCGCCUGGAUUACUACUGAAAUAUUUUAAGGGAAAUUCUAGCAAGCUAUUUUUUUUUAAAUGACAUCCACUGUAAAAAUAGAGGUUUCUCAAGAAAGGCUGUCAGAAUUUCAAUAUAUUUUGUUGCUGUUCAUACAAUGUUUUGUUUGAUUAAAUGUUUGUUCCGUGCAACUACUGACAUAA
Spea bombifrons (plains spadefoot toad) is the source of this 2099-nucleotide messenger RNA. RefSeq names its product islet cell autoantigen 1 (gene ICA1). The transcript is spliced from 16 exons. Gene Ontology annotation, biological process: regulation of transport. Gene Ontology annotation, cellular component: Golgi apparatus. The record is from RefSeq and is a predicted model, not a curated record. The coding region runs from base 216 to 1745 and encodes 509 amino acids. Gene Ontology annotation, molecular function: protein domain specific binding. NCBI's taxonomy places the organism in Eukaryota, Metazoa, Chordata, Amphibia, Anura, Pelobatidae.